UAACAGGGCGAGGGCGUGAAUAGCAUGCCCUCGAAGCUCGAUCUCGUUCGAACUUCGAACACCAAUCUCUCUAUUGCGUCGGGUCUCUACCCCGGAGUCCAAUCCAAUGACCUCGAAGCUGAUUGCUUCCCAUCUCCGGCGACACCUUGCUAAUUCCACCCAUCAACUCCGCCGCCAGCUACUGUCUACAUCGGCGGCGGCGGCGGCGGCUGAGCCUCCACACCAUGAGGAUUCAACGGGAAUCACGAUGAAAGGUGUGAAAAUUUCUGGAAGGCCUCUUUAUCUGGAUGUGCAAGCAACUUCUCCUGUAGACCCCCGAGUGCUCGAUGCCAUGCUUCCUUACAGCAUGUCUCGCUUCGGCAAUCCUCACUCUCGCACACAUAUGUACGGCUGGGAAUCCGAUUUGGCUGUCGAAAACGCACGCGCUCAAGUAGCAUCUCUGAUUGGCGCCUCCCCGAAAGAAAUUGUUUUCACGUCCGGCGCAACGGAGUCCAAUAACAUAUCCAUUAAAGGGGUCAUGCAUUUCUAUAAGGACAAGAAAAGGCGCGUUAUAACGACGCAGACGGAGCACAAGUGUGUGCUUGAUUCGUGCCGUCAUCUUCAGCAGGAGGGAUUCGAUGUUACGUAUCUUCCAGUCGGGUUCGAUGGUAUCAUUGACCUGGAGAAGCUUAGGUCAGCUAUUAGGCCUGAUACGGGUCUUGUAUCUGUCAUGGCGGUAAAUAACGAGAUUGGGGUGGUUCAGCCUGUUGAGGAAAUUGGGAAAAUUUGCAAGGAAUUUAAUGUUCCGUUUCAUACCGACGCAGCGCAAGCGUUGGGGAAAAUUCCGAUUGAUGUGGAGAAGUGGAACGUAAGUUUGAUGUCCUUGAGUGGGCAUAAAAUUUAUGGGCCAAAAGGUGUUGGGGCAUUGUAUCUUAGGAGGAGACCGAGGGUUCGAGUUGAGCCCCAGAUGAAUGGUGGUGGACAAGAGAGAGGAAUUCGAAGCGGGACGUUGCCUACACCUUUGGUUGUGGGGAUGGGUGCGGCAUGCGAGCUGGCGAUGAAGGAAAUGGAGUAUGAUGAGAAGAGAAUUUCUGCUUUGCAAGAACGACUACUGAACGGUAUUAGAGAAAAACUGGAAGGGGUGGUGGUGAAUGGGAGCAUGGAGAGGCGCUAUGCAGGGAAUUUGAACUUGUCGUUUGCAUAUGUUGAAGGGGAGAGUUUACUGAUGGGGCUGAAGGAGGUGGCCGUCUCAAGUGGCAGUGCUUGCACUAGUGCGAGCUUGGAGCCCUCGUAUGUUUUGAGGGCACUGGGAGUAGAAGAGGACAUGGCUCAUACUUCUAUUAGGUUUGGUAUUGGCAGGUUCACUACAGAGGCAGAAAUUGACAGGGCAAUCGAGAUCACGGUUCACCAAGUGGAGAAGUUGAGAGAAAUGAGCCCACUUUAUGAAAUGGUGAAGGAAGGGAUCAACCUCAAGGAGAUUCAGUGGGCGCAACACUGAUAAUCUUGCCAUGAUCAUCACAUAGGGCAUUAUGGGACGUUAUGGAUUACGUGCCCUUGGACAGGAGAUAGUCAAAUAGAUUGUCUGCUCAACCAAAUAAGUAACUAUUGUUCAUUCAGGUAGCCUUAUAUAAAUGCCUUAGAAAGUACAGUUGCUGACUUGGUGUAAUACUUUCAAUCUUGGCUCUCACAUGGCAGAUGCUGAAAUUAGAGGAUAAUGACAUGAUAUGGAGUAUGUGUCCAUAGUCCAUAUUUGACAACAUAUCAAAAUUUGACUUUCUUUUCUUGUUUCAUUUGUAACUGAAUCUUUAUUUUGUAUGCCAUUUUCUAUUUCUUGUGAUUUA
Molecule: messenger RNA, 1820 nt
Organism: Prosopis cineraria
Lineage: Eukaryota; Viridiplantae; Streptophyta; Magnoliopsida; Fabales; Fabaceae
Product: cysteine desulfurase, mitochondrial-like
Exons: 1
Coding region: 107-1477 (456 amino acids)
Biological process (GO): [2Fe-2S] cluster assembly
Cellular component (GO): mitochondrion; cytosol
Molecular function (GO): cysteine desulfurase activity; pyridoxal phosphate binding
Source: RefSeq, a predicted model, not a curated record